AUCCAAUGAAAGUUGGCCUGGAACUGCAAAAUGAUGGCCCAAGUGGGUACUCGAAGGUGACAAAAGGACCUCAGCUGGUGAAGAAAGAAACAAAGCAUAAUCAUGGCUGACAGCAGUACUCUGGUGUCUGAAACUGGGAGGAGCCUCUUGGCUGAUUCUUCUGUUCUUGAGUCAAAAAUGAUAGAAACCUCCAAAGAGAAUGUAUUCCGUGCAACUGUUCUGGAUGUUGAAGAAGAAAUGCCUCAAAUAGAAACAAGAGUGGUUUUGGUUCAGGAAGCAGGGAAACGUGAGGAGCUUCAGAAAGCCUUGGAGACCAUUAAGAUAAUGGAAGUACCUGUUAUAAAGAUAAAGGAAAGUAGCCCUGAUAAAUCAGAAGAAAAACUAAUAAAAAGUAUUAUUCAUAUGGAAAUUAAAAUGCCCUACAUAAAGACAGACACAAUAGAAGAGCUUGGAGAUUCUGAUUCCCCUGAAUUUGAGACAAUCUUCGUUGUGUCAGACUUCCAAGCUCCCAUCUUCAGCAACCUCUGCAAGGCAGACUGCAGAGUCAUCGGGCCACCAGUCGUGCUGCACUGUGCACAGAAAGGAGAGCCUUUACCUUUCUCCUGCCGUCCACUGUACUGUGCAAGUAUGUUGAACUUGGUACUGUGCUUUACAGGAUUCAGAAAGAAAGAUGAGUUAGUUAAGCUUGUGACCUUGGUUCAUCACAUGGGUGGAAUUAUUAGAAGGGACUUUAGCUCAAAAGUUACUCAUCUGGUGGCAAACUCAACACAUGGAGACAAAUUCAGAAUUGCUGUAAGUCUUGGUAUUCCUAUCGUGAAAGCUGAGUGGAUUUAUAAGGCAUGGGAGAAAAGGAAUGAAAUUGAUUUCUGUGCAGCUGAUGAUGAUUUUAGAAACCAGUUCAAGGUUCCUCCCUUUCAGGACUGCAUGCUAAGUUUCCUGGGAUUCUCUGAUGAUGAGAAAGCUAACAUGGAAGAAAUGACAGAAAUGCAAGGAGGACAUUAUUUACCAGUUGGUGAUGAAAGGUGUACACACUUGGUGGUUGAAGAAAGUACAGUAAAAGAUCUUCCAUUUGAACCUUUAAAAAAACUUUAUGUUGUGAAGCAAGAGUGGUUUUGGGGAAGCAUUCAAAUGGAUGCCAGAGCUGGAGAGUCCAUGUAUUUAUUUGAGAAGUCAGAGAGUCCCGAUUUCAAGAAGUCGGUGUCGCUGCUGUCCCUGAGCACGCCCAACAGCAACCGCAAACGGCGCCGCUUGAAAGAGACUCUGGCCCAGCUGACCCGGGAAACAGACCUGUCCCCCUUCCCUCCUCGGAAACGCCCCUCAGCCGAACAUUCCCUCUCCAUUGGCUCCUUGCUGGAUAUUUCCAACACUCCAGAGUCAAGCACUGCCAAUGGAGAAACACCAAAAUCCUGUGCAAGACCUUCCAAAAACUCCACUCCUCUUCCUCUCAAGCAGUCUGCAAGAUGGCAGGUUGCAAAAGAAUUGUAUCAGACAGAAAGUAACUAUGUUGAUAUUCUGACAACAAUUAUUCAGUUGUUUCAAGUUCCUUUGGAGAAGGAAGGACAGCUUGGGGGACCAAUCCUUGCACAGGAAGAGAUCAAGACCAUAUUUGGCAGCAUUCCAGAUAUUCUUGAUGUGCACACUAAAAUCAAGGAAGAUCUGGAAGAUCUUAUGAUAAACUGGACUGAAAGCAAAAGUAUUGGUGACAUCAUUCUCAAAUAUUCAAAAGACUUGUUGAAAACAUACCCUCCAUUUGUGAAUUUCUUUGAAAUGAGCAAGGAGACGAUUACAAGAUGUGAAAAGCAGAAACCAAGGUUUCAUGCCUUCCUAAAGAUAAAUCAAGCCAAACCUGAAUGUGGCCGCCAAAGCCUCGCUGAGCUCCUUAUCCGUCCUGUGCAAAGGCUGCCCAGUGUUGCCCUACUACUGAAUGAUAUUAAGAAGCAUACAGCAGAAGAGAACCCAGAUAAAAUAACUCUAGAGAGAGCUAUUGAAUCAUUAAAGGAGGUGAUGACACACAUUAAUGAAGACAAAAGAAAAACAGAGGCACAAAGGCAGUUCUUUGAUGUUGUCUAUGAAGUGGAUGGAUGUCCAGCCAAUCUCCUGUCCUCCCACCGCAGCUUGGUGCAGCGUCUGGAAACUGUGGCACUUGGGGAUGACAUCUGUGACAGGGGAGAGCAGGUCACACUCUUUCUGUUCAAUGAUUGCCUAGAGAUUGCGAGGAAACGACAUAAAGUUAUUGGAGCUUUCAAGAGUCCCCAUGGCCACACAAGGCCUCCUGCAUCUCUCAAGCAUGUUGUUCUCAUGCCUCUCUCCCAGAUCAAGAAAGUCUUGGACAUCAGGGAGACAGAAGAUUGCCAGAAAGCUUUUGCCUUAGUGGUGAGGCCACCUACAGAACUCAACAACAAGCUGCUCAGUUUCCAGAUGACAACUGAAGACCCUUGCAAGGAGGACUGGCUGAAGAUGCUGUGUCGGCACGUGGCCAACACGAUUUGCAAAGCAGAUGCAGAAAAUCUCAUUUAUGUUGCUGAUCCUGAUUCAGUUGAAGUAAAUACUAAAGAUAUGGACAGUACUUUAAGCAGAGCAUCCAGAGCAAUAAAGAAAACAUCAAAAAAGGUCACAAGAGCCUUUUCGUUCUCCAAAACGCCCAAGCGAGCGCUGCGCAGGGCUCUGAUGUCCCACAGCGCCACGGAAGGGCGGAGCCCCAGCUCCAGCGAGAGUUACAUCGGCAGCCGCCUGACCAGCACCUCCUCCCUGGCGGGUGUUCAUUCUCCUUCCUUGGUCAGCCUUCCCUCGAUCUUUGAAAAGAGGAGUCACACAUUAAGCCGAUCCACAACCCACCUGGUGUGAGGCAGGUGGGGCAGGCUCUGCUCUGUGGCAG
This is a messenger RNA of Melozone crissalis (California towhee), 2875 nucleotides long. RefSeq names its product epithelial cell transforming 2 (gene ECT2). Lineage: Eukaryota; Metazoa; Chordata; Aves; Passeriformes; Passerellidae. Gene Ontology annotation, molecular function: GTPase activator activity; guanyl-nucleotide exchange factor activity. The record is from RefSeq and is a predicted model, not a curated record. Gene Ontology annotation, cellular component: cell cortex; nucleus. Gene Ontology annotation, biological process: activation of GTPase activity; nervous system development; intracellular signal transduction. Bases 103 to 2844 code for a protein of 913 amino acids. The transcript has 25 exons.